This is a messenger RNA of Halichondria panicea, 12074 nucleotides long. Its product is annotated as dynein axonemal heavy chain 12-like. Gene Ontology annotation, cellular component: dynein complex. The transcript is spliced from 62 exons. The coding region runs from base 98 to 11998 and encodes 3966 amino acids. Gene Ontology annotation, molecular function: ATP binding; dynein intermediate chain binding; ATP hydrolysis activity. Gene Ontology annotation, biological process: microtubule-based movement. Lineage: Eukaryota; Metazoa; Porifera; Demospongiae; Suberitida; Halichondriidae. The record is from RefSeq and is a predicted model, not a curated record.
AUGGUUACUUCCAUGUUUUUGCUUGACCCUUUUGUUUCUUUGAUGUACUAAGCUGCAUGCUGUAAAGAAACUGUAUAAAGAAAUAAAAACAUGUGAAAUGGCCACCAGCGAGAAGCUCCUGCAUCGAGAUAGUGGGUCCUCUGUGCCUCGUCUGCCUCCAUUAUCCGUCCCUCCUGGAUCCAAACACAAGAGAACUGACCUGCUCAAGUAUGAGGGGACCACGCUAUACAAGUACAGACGAUCCCAACAAACACAGAAAAGUGUACUGGGACUUAUUGAGGACCGUGCAGUGGAUAGUCUCCUGUCCACUGCCCAGGCCAACAGACGCCAUCCUCCAGUUAGGAAUGAACCUCCUGUACCUCAACAGAUGAUGAGUGAGGAGAGAGCUAUCAAACUCAACUAUGAGUACCUGCGUAAGUGUGUGGCUUCUGGACCCGUGACCCCUAUGCCAGCUGAGGUGUGGGUCAAUAUCCUGGGGAAGCUCUCCUCGUCGUUAGUUACCUCCACCCUCACAGCUCCACUUUUACCACAGCUACACAGAGAGGUCAAAAAUGAGUAUGAAGAGACCAUACGUAAAACGACCAUACGCAUGACCCUGCUCAAGCCUUCAUUGCGAGGCAUGGACCCUGAGGCAGGCCUAUGUAGGGAGCCAGAGGGCCUGGACUAUUCUACCCCCUGGCGUGAGAGGUAUGAUGCCAAUAGAGCAGCUCUCUCUGCUUCAUUGCACACAACACAUCCGGUCAUGUCUGCUAUACUGGGACUCUGGGACAAGCAUCGCUCCUCACUGCUGCUAGACCUGGCACACGUUAGGUCUGGAGGUUCAGUGGAUGUGGACCAUUUCCGUACACUCUUAGUUGAGAAUAGCUGUGAGAAGAAUGAAGAUCGGCUGAUGACUGGUUGGUUCCCUCAAGUCACGGCCAUGUUCACUGGAGAUAAGGCUCUUGUUAGUGGACCAUCAAGGUCACGCUUGUAUGAGUGUGUCUCAACACUGAUAGCCAACCAGCUGCGAGACCUACUGACGAGGUCCAUCCUCCAUUACCUGUCUCUGUACAACCAGGAGACCAUCGGAUGUGUGCCUUGCUUUAAACUGCACCUUUGUCUGGAGAACAGUUGUAUGGAGUUCUUCCCAUCACUGGCUGAGUUAGAGUCUGCAGUGCUCUGUCCAGUGGAGACAUUAGCAGGAGCACUCAGUAAUGUGCCCAACAUCAAGUCCUGGUUGUCUGGAGCUAACCCUUGUGCUUGUAUACGAGUGGAUGUUGAGCAAGGAGUGUUGAACUCUGUCAGGGGUCAACUCAAACAAGACCUUGUUAGAAACCUCCAGGGACCACUAGACCAUCUCCAUACAUUCAGGAAGUAUGACUUCCUAAUCAGCAGCGACACUGAGACAAUGGUAACUGACUUCCUCUCCACUGACCACCCCCUGUCAGAGUACCAGGAUCUCAUUACUAGCUUCAGAGAAACAACUGCUGUGAUAUCUGGCUGCAGUGACACUGUGUGGUUUGACAUGUUCCAGCUGGACUGUACUGACAUCAAGCACGGUCUCUGUACUGUUGCUAACAAGUUUGCCAACACUCUCAUACAAGCAUUGGCUCAGAAACACCUCGAUGAUAACACCAGGAUUUGUUCAGACUAUGAGAGCUUUCGCUCCAAGGCUCUGACAGUCCCUGAUGAUUCACGUGACAUGAUAGACCUGAUAGCCUACAUGGAGGCAGCUAGAGACGGUAUGAUGGUAGAGCUGCAACAAGAUGUCAGUGAGUCCCUCAAGAGGCUAACCUAUCUAUUGGACGUACACACCUUCACGGCUGAGAACAUGGACCUGAAUAAGAGCACUCUACUCUGGCCCAAAGGUAUCAGCCCAGUCUUCCAAGAAAAUGAACAGAUAGUUCAGAGUUCAAAGGUUAAGGGUGAAAAGGAGCUAACGGAGAAACAGGAAAAGGUUUUGAUUGAGAUAGAGAAGUGCCACCGUCGUGUGGAAGAGUUUUCAGAGUACUCUGACCUCUCACUCAUGACCCAGUAUUGCAAGGAGAUAGCUGGAGUACAGAAACGGCUUGGGGAGUUAUCUGACCAGACACUGCAGAUCAACAAGGAAGAAGAGCUCUUCAAAUGGACCCCCACCACCUACCCACAGAUUGAUGGCAUCCUCUCUCAACUGGACCCCUACCUUCGUUUGUUCACCACCGUAUUCAAGUGGCAGAAGGCAGAGAAGAAGUUCAUGGAUGGAUCAUUCCUCGAGCUCAAUGCUGAAGACACUCAAGCUGAAGUGGAGGAGUUUGGACGUGAGAUGUACAAGCUGUACAAGACGUUCAAUGCCAAGGCUAAGCAACUCACCAAGGAGAGGGAGAGAGCAGCCGGCGAUAACCUCGGAGGUGGGGUCAAAGGUCAUGUUGAGGAGCCACAGCAGGACGAGUUUGCUCCUGUUAAAAUAUCUCAAUCCAUCCAAGACCAGAUCAAGCAAUUCAAGGAGAACCUGCCUAUUGUCCAUCUCCUAUGCAACCCUGGACUCAGGGGUCGUCACUGGGAGCAGAUGAAUGAGAUAGCAGGAUUCAACAUCACUCCAGACUCUGGCACCUCCCUCAGGAAAAUGCUCAAGCACAAUUUGGAAUCACAUUUCGAUGAGUUUGAAGGGAUCAGUGGCUCUGCUAGUAAAGAGUUCUCUCUGGAGAAGGCCAUGCAGAGGAUGGAGGAUGAUUGGGACCCCAUCACAUUCAACACUACACUGUACAGGGACACUGGCGUGUCUAUACUGACCUCUGUGGAUGAUAUUCAGACUAACCUGGAUGACCAGAUUGUUAAGACACAGACGAUGAGGGGCUCUCCCUUCAUUAAACCAUUUGAGGAUCGUAUUAAAGCCUGGGAAGAGAGACUCCUCAAAAUGCAGGACACUAUCGAUGAGUGGUUAAAGGUUCAAGCCCAGUGGUUAUACCUAGAGCCUAUAUUCUCCUCUGAAGACAUCCUCCAGCAAAUGCCGGAAGAGGGCAGACUAUUUGGACAAGUUGACAAAACCUGGAAGGACAUUAUGAAACACACUGUCAAGAAUCCAAAGGUCCUGGCAGCCACUUCAUUACCUGGCAUGUUUGAGAAGCUGCAAGGAUCUAAUAGUCUCCUGGAUCAGAUCAUGAAGGGGCUCAAUGCUUAUUUGGAGAAGAAGAGACUGUUUUUCCCGCGAUUCUUUUUCUUGUCUAAUGAUGAAAUGCUAGAGAUACUGUCAGAGACUAAAGACCCAUCACGUGUUCAACCACAUCUCAAGAAAUGCUUUGAGGGAAUUGCAAAACUUGAGUUCACUGAAUCUCUGGACAUACUGGCAAUGUUCAGUAGUGAGGGGGAAAAGGUGACCUUUAGUGAGGCCAUAUCCACCAGUGCUGCCAGAGGGGCGGUGGAGAAAUGGCUGCUACAAGUACAGGAUGUCAUGACCCUGUCCAUCAGGGAUGUAGUUGAACAAGCCAGGGAUGCCUAUGCUGUGGACUCGCGCAUACAGUGGGUACGUGAGUGGCCCGGGCAGGUGGUCAUAUGCGUGAGUCAGAUCUACUGGACAGCAGAGGUUCAUGAAGCUAUUCGCAGUGGGUCACAGGGACUCAAGGAUUAUCAUGAGAAACUCAAGAGUCAGCUUGGUGAUAUUGUUGAGUUGGUGCGUGGCAAGUUACCCAAGCAGACUAGAGUGACUCUGGGAGCUCUGGUGGUCAUCGAUGUACAUGCUAAAGAUGUACUGGAAGAUCUCGUCAACAAGAGUGUCAGUUCUGAGAACGACUUCAACUGGCUCUGUCAGUUAAGGUAUUAUUGGGAGGAAGAUGAAACUAUUGCCAGGAUUAUCAACGCAACUGUCAAGUAUCAGAAUGAAUAUCUUGGAAAUACAGGACGGCUGGUCAUCACGCCCCUCACUGAUCGCUGCUACCGUACACUGAUGGGGGCCUUCCACCUCAACCUGGGAGGAGCUCCAGAAGGACCAGCUGGGACUGGUAAAACAGAGACUGUUAAAGAUUUGGCCAAAGCUCUUGCAGUUCAGUGUGUCGUGUUCAACUGUUCUGAUGGUCUCGAUUAUCUGGCCAUGGGCAAGUUCUUCAAGGGUCUGGCUAGUGCUGGAGCUUGGGCUUGUUUCGAUGAGUUUAAUAGGAUUGAGCUCGAGGUGUUAUCCGUGAUAGCACAGCAGAUAUUGUCCAUCCUGAGAGCAGUGAAAGCUCAUUUAAAGACAUUUGUAUUUGAGGGCACUACUCUGAACCUGCGUCCAUCGUGCUUUGUCUGCAUCACCAUGAACCCAGGUUAUGCUGGCCGCUCUGAACUACCCGACAACCUCAAGGUAUUGUUUCGUACAGUGGCCAUGAUGGUGCCGGACUAUGCCAUGAUUGGAGAGAUCUCUCUCUACUCCUAUGGUUUUGUGGAUGCUCGUAAUCUGGCCGUCAAGAUUGUCAUGACCUAUCGACUCUGUUCAGAGCAACUCUCCAGCCAAUUCCAUUAUGACUACGGCAUGCGUGCUGUCAAGUCAGUGUUGGUGGCAGCCGGUAACCUGAAACUGAAGUACCCUAAUGAACAUGAAGACGUGCUACUGCUCAGAUCCAUCAUGGACGUCAACCUACCCAAGUUUUUAUCACCUGAUGUCCCACUAUUCGAGGGCAUCAUAUCUGACCUCUUCCCCGGGGUCAAACUGCCUAAACCAGAGUACGAUGAGCUGCUUGAUGCAGCAUACACAGUGGUAGCACGCAAGAACCUCCAGGGUACAGAGUUCUUCAUGCAGAAGAUGAUCCAGACCUAUGAGAUGAUGAUUGUGCGUCACGGGUUCAUGCUGGUGGGUGGACCCUUUGCAGGCAAGACCAAGGUCCUGGAGGUACUGGCUGACACACUCACACUACUCAAUGAGAGGGGGCAGAUGGAAGAGAACAAGACAGGUUAUAGAGUCAUCAACCCCAAGGCUGUCACUAUGGGCCAACUGUUUGGUCAGUUUGACCCUGUGUCACAUGAGUGGACUGACGGUGUGGUAGCCAACACAUUCAGGGAGUUCGCAUCUGCACAAAACGAUGAUCGUAAGUGGGUGGUGUUUGAUGGUCCUAUAGACACUCUGUGGAUAGAGUCCAUGAACACUGUACUGGAUGACAACAAGAAGCUGUGUCUCAUGUCGGGGGAGAUCAUUCAAAUGAGCAACUGUAUGAACCUCAUCUUCGAGGCAGAUGAUCUGUCACAAGCCUCACCUGCCACAGUUAGUAGGUGUGGUAUGAUCUAUCUUGAGCCAUCUGCGUUUGGUUGGGACCCACUGUUCCAGUCCUGGCUAGCCUCACUGCCAGCCUGGCUAGGUCAGGGGGAGAUGGGAAAACUAGUGGUGGCUCUGUUUGAUUGGCUAGUACAACCAGCUCUCACACUUGUCAGGAAGAAGCUGAAGGAGCUAGUGGCCACCAGUGAGAGCAACCUCACACGCUCACUCAUGUACUUGUUUGAAAUGCUUGUUACUGAUGCUGUGCCGACAGAGAAGGCAGCAAAGGAAAACAAGGCGCUCAAAAUAUGGAUUGUGAGUGGAUUCCUAUUCUCUCUAGUCUGGUCGGUUGGCGCUACGUGUGAUAAAGACUCACAUGUUAAAUUUGAUGAUUUCCUUCGUGUACUGAUGACGGGGAAGUCUGAGGGUGCCCCUGAUAUUCCACCACUAAUUGGAAAAGUUGAUUGUCCCAUACCACCUGAGGGACAUGUAUACGAUUACCUGUUUGAGUUCAAAGGUCGCGGGAAAUGGACACCUUGGUUGGACCUUAUCAAAGACAAAACUGUUGACCCCAAUAUCAAGAGACUCAGUGACAUCAUAGUCCCCACCAUGGACACUGCCCGGUACACAUAUCUGAUGGAUGUCAUGAUUCGGCACGGGAGAUCUCUACUGUUUGUGGGUCCCACUGGCACUGGCAAGACAGUGUAUGUCAAGAACAAGCUACUCAAUGAUAUAGACAAGGACAGGUAUCAGCCGCUUGUUAUCAACUUCUCCGCUCAAACAAGAGCAGGGCAAACACAGGACCUGAUAAUGUCCAAGCUGGACAAGAGGCGCAAGGGUGUGUUUGGUCCUCCAUUGGGCAAGAGCUGUGUUAUAUUCGUGGAUGAUCUGAACAUGCCAGCCAGAGAAGUGUACGGAGCACAGCCACCCAUAGAGCUGCUCAGACAGUUGGUUGAUCAUGGCAUAUGGUAUGACAAGAAGGAUACCAGUAAGCUAACUCUAACAGAUAUCCAGUUGCUAGCGGCGAUGGGUCCACCUGGCGGUGGCAGAAACCCUAUAACAGCACGAUUCCUACGCCACUUCAAUGUCAUCUCAAUCAACGAGUUCAAUGAUGAGACAAUGACACGAAUAUUCUCAGCAAUAGUGCAGUUCUAUCUCAAGAGGGAAAGCUUUCAUCCCGAGUACUUCACGUGUGGUACUAUGAUAGUAGCAGCUACACUGGACGUGUAUAAGGCAACCAUGAGCUCACUGCUACCCACACCAGCUAAAUCUCAUUAUGUCUUCAACUUGCGAGACUUUGCCAGAGUGGUGCUCGGUUGUCUGCUAGUCAAGUCACCAUCCAUUGAGAGCAAGAAGCAGUUCAUUCGACUGUGGGUCCACGAGGUCUACCGUGUGUAUUAUGACAGACUGGUGGAUGGCAAUGAUCGACAGUGGCUGUUCGAUCUCAUGCAGAAAAUGGUCAAACAACAUUUCAAGGACGAUUUUCAGACAGUUUUUAAGCAUCUCUCAGUAGGGUCAAAGGUCACUGAUGAUAAUAUGAGGUCCCUCAUGUUUGGAGACUACAUGAAACCAGAUGCGGACCCUAAACUGUAUGAGGAGGUUGAAUCACUGGAUGAGCUCACGUCAGUUGUGGAGACAUCUCUAGAGGAGUACAACCAGACACACAAGAACGCUAUGAACCUCGUCAUAUUUCGUUAUGUUCUAGAGCACUUGUCGCGUAUCUGUCGCAUCAUCAAACAGCCUGGAGGUAACGGCUUACUAGUGGGAGUGGGGGGAAGUGGGCGCCAGUCCCUCACCAAGCUAGCCACGGCUAUGGCAGACUAUCAUUUCUUUCAGCCUGAGAUCACCAAGGCAUACAGUUCAGUCGAAUGGAAGGAUGACCUCAAGAAUGUUCUCAUGGCUGCUGGUAAGGAGGGCAAGACGACCGUGUUCCUGCUCACUGACUCACAAAUCAAAGAGGAGUCAUUUCUAGAAGAUGUGGAUGGACUACUCAAUGCAGGGGAAGUCCCUAAUCUGUUUGCUCUGGAUGAGAAGCAAGAGAUCAUUGAGACGAUGCGAUCAUUUGCUCUGGCUGAUAACAAAGAUGUUGAGCACACUCCGCUGUCACUCUUCAACUACUUUGUGAAUCGUUGUCGUGAGAACCUGCACAUCAUCCUGGCCUUCAGUCCCAUCGGGGACACCUUCCGGAACAGGAUGAGAAUGUUCCCUUCUCUCAUAAAUUGCUGUACUAUAGACUGGUUCCAGGCAUGGCCAGAUGAUGCUCUAGAAAUGGUGGCCAAUCGCUUCCUGGAAGAGGUUGAGCUGACUGAUGAAGAGCGCACGGCAACUGUCCCAAUAUGCAAGCACUUUCAUCAGAGCACUAGAGAACUGUCUGAACAAUUCUUUAAUGAGAGGGGCCGCCAUAACUACGUCACCCCGACCUCUUACCUCGAGCUCAUAUCAUCAUUCAAGACACUCCUAGGCAGCAAGAGGGGGGAGGUACUGAAGCUAAAGAAGAGAUAUGAAGUAGGGCUGGAGAAGCUCAAGUUUGCUGCAUCACAGGUAUCGUCUAUGCAAAAAGAGCUGGAAGAUCUUCAGCCCAAGCUAGUCACAGCUCAGGAGGAGAAUGCCAAGAUGAUGAUCGUUAUUGAGAAGGAAAACAUUGAGGUUGAGGCUCGUAGCAAGGUGGUGAGGAAAGAUGAGGAGGCUGCUAAUGCCAAAGCUGCAGAAUCUCAAGCUCUCAAAGAUGAGUGUGAGGGUGACUUGGCUGAGGCUAUACCAGCCCUAGAAGCUGCCCUGUCUGCACUCAACACACUCAAGCCAGCAGACAUCACUAUUGUCAAGGCUAUGAAGAACCCUCCCUCUGGUAUCAAGCUGGUCAUGUCUGCCGUGUGUGUCAUGAGGGACAUCAAGCCUGACAGGAUACCAGACCCAUCAGGCUCUGGCAAGAAAGUGGAGGAUUAUUGGGGACCUUCCAAGAGGCUGCUUGGUGAUAUGAAGUUCUUGGAUAACUUGAAAGAGUACGACAAAGAUAAUAUUGCCGUACACAUUAUGAAGAAGAUACGUACCGAGUUCACACCUAAUCCAGAGUUUGAUCCUGUCAAAGUGAGAACUGCCUCGUCAGCAGCCGAGGGUUUAUGUCGAUGGGUCCAAGCCAUGGAAAUCUAUGACAGAGUAGCAAAGGUGGUAGCCCCUAAGAAGGAGAGACUUGCUGAGGCCCAGACCUCUCUUAAAGAAACCAUGAUUAUUCUGAAUGCCAAGAGGGCUGAACUAAAGGAAGUGGAGGAUCGACUAGCUGCUCUCAAACAAGCUUUUGAAGAGAAGACAAAAGAAAAGGAAGAGCUGGAAACUCAGGUUGACGUAUGUGCUAAGAAACUGGACAGAGCUCAAAAGCUCAUCGGAGGUCUGGGAGGAGAGAAAGACAGAUGGGGUGAAGCUGCUCGUACUUUGCAAGCCACUUAUGACAACCUAACAGGAGAUGUCAUCAUAGCCUCUGGUGUCAUUGCAUAUCUGGGAGCCUUUACAUCUGCAUUCAGAGGUGACUGUGUCAAGGAUUGGAUCAGUGUGUGCAAGCGUCAUAGGAUGGCCUGUUCUGGUGACUUUGGUCUCAGUCGUACUCUGGGAGAGCCUAUCAAGAUAAGGGCUUGGAAUAUCGCUGGCUUGCCAACAGAUACCUUCUCUAUUGAUAAUGGUGUCAUUGUCGACAAUGCCAGGAGAUGGCCACUGAUGAUAGACCCACAGAGCCAGGCCAACAAGUGGGUCAAGAAUUCAGAGCGUGAUAACAACCUCCAGGUGGUCAAGCUCACACAGGCCGACUAUAUGAGGACACUUGAGAACUGUAUCCAGUUUGGAAAUCCAGUACUUAUAGAGAAUGUGGGUGAGGAGUUGGAUCCCAGUCUAGAGCCCCUGCUGCUCAAGCAGACCUUCAAGCAGGGAGGAGUCUGGUGCAUUAAACUAGGUGACAAUGUCAUUGAGUAUUCGAGUGAUUUCCGUCUAUAUAUAACCACAAAGCUACGUAACCCCCACUACCUCCCGGAGCUCUCCACUAAAGUCACCCUCCUUAACUUCAUGAUCACACCGGAAGGUUUGGAGGACCAACUACUCGGCAUUGUGGUGGCUAAAGAAAGGCCUGAGCUGGAGGAGGAACGAAAUGCUCUCAUUGUUCAAAGUGCAGCUAACAAGAAACAACUGAAGGAAAUUGAAGACAAAAUCCUCGAAACAUUAUCAUCAUCUGAGGGCAAUAUUCUAGAAGAUGAGUCAGCAAUUCAAAUCCUUGACUCCAGCAAAGUUCUAUCAAAUGAAAUCAGCAAGAAACAAAAAAUUGCCGAAGAAACGGAAAAGAAGAUAGAGCAGUCGCGUGCUGGCUACCGUACAGUGGCUGGUCAUGGCUCAGUGCUGUUCUUCUCCACUACUGACCUGCCCAACAUUGACCCCAUGUACCAAUACUCCCUGGCCUGGUUUGUCAACCUCUUCCUCAACUCUAUAUCUGACAGCACCAAGUCCAAGCAUCUGGACAGGAGAUUGCGUUAUCUCACUGAGCACUUCACCUACAACCUCUACUGUAAUGUGUGCCGAUCACUAUUUGAAAAAGACAAACUUCUAUUCUCGUUCAUACUUUGUUGCAAUCUACUCAAGGCCAAGAACGAGCUUGACUUUACUGAGUUCAUGUUUUUCUUGACCGGAGGAGUGGGCCUAGACAACAAAAUACCUAAUCCGGCCCCGGCUUGGCUAUCGGAUAAAGCGUGGGAUGAAAUCUGUCGUAUGUGCGACUUGCCUGCCUUCAAGAAGUUCAGAGCAAGUUUUGAAGCGAAUACAAACGACUGGAGGACAUAUUACGAUGAUAAAGAACCUGAUAAAGCGUCACUGCCAGCACCGUGGAGCGAUAAACUAACAGACUUUCAGAAAAUGAUAAUCCUACGAUGUUUACGUCCUGAUAAAGUGGUACCUCUUGUUACCAAUUUCGUAAAAAAUAAAUUGGGAGAAAAAUUUGUUGAUCCUCCACCAUUUGAUUUAGCCAAGAGCUACAGUGAUUCGAACGCCAUCAUCCCUCUAAUAUUCGUACUGUCUCCUGGAGCAGACCCAAUGGCUGGCUUGCUGAAGUUUGCAGAAGACAAAGGAUUUGCUGGGGAGAAGUUUAAUGCAAUAUCUCUAGGCCAGGGACAAGGGCCUGUGGCCACCAAGCUGAUCAAUGCGGCUAUACAGGAUGGGUCCUGGGUGGUGCUACAAAACUGUCAUCUUGCCGUCUCAUGGAUGCCUGCUAUGGAGAAAUUGUGUGAGGAGUUCAAUGCAGACAAGGUCAACCCUGACUUUAGGCUCUGGCUGACAUCGUACCCUUCAGAUAAGUUCCCAGUGUCUGUGCUACAGAAUGGAGUCAAGAUGACCAAUGAACCACCUACUGGACUCAGACAGAACCUCCUUCAGUCCUACCUAACUGACCCCAUCUCGGACCCUGACUUCUUUCAAGGCUGUCCUGGAAAGGAACUGGCCUGGGAGAAGCUGUUGUUUGGACUGUGUUUCUUCCACGCUUUAGUACAAGAGCGGAGAAAGUUUGGACCCCUUGGAUGGAAUAUUCCGUACGGGUUCAACGAGUCUGACCUUCGUAUCAGUGUGCGUCAGUUGCAGAUGUUUAUCAACGAAUAUUCCGAUAUUCCGUUUGAUGCUAUUUCCUACCUGACUGGACAAUGUAACUAUGGCGGCAGGGUGACUGAUGACUGGGACAGGCGUUGCUUGGUCAGCAUUUUAUCCAAUUCCUAUACCACGGACAUUGUUUCUGAUCCCAAAUACAAGUUCUCAUUGAGUGGCAACUACUACUCUCCCCCUAAGAGUGACUAUGAGACCUAUGUAGAGUUCAUACGUGAGCUCCCUAUGGCACAAGCACCGGAAGUGUUUGGGAUGGACGAUAAUGUCGAUAUCUCUAAAGAACUACAGGAAACAAAACUGUUGUUUGACUCCAUCCUGCUCACUCAGAGUCAGAAAGGUGGCGGAGGAUCAGCCAAAGCCACUGAAGACGCCCUCAAAGAAAUUGCCUCAGAUAUACUUUCAAAGGUCCCCCCGAGCUUUGACCUUGAGGAAGCAAAGGUCAAGUACCCAGUACGCUACGAGGAGAGCAUGAACACUGUACUGGUUCAGGAGAUGGAACGAUUCAACCGCCUCACUGUGGCCAUACGUACUUCCCUCAUUAACCUGCAAAAGGCCAUCAAAGGACUGGUUGUCAUGAAUGCUGAGUUAGAGUCACUAGCCACUGCUCUACUUAUUGGCAAGGUCCCAGAGUUCUGGGCCAAACGUUCCUACCCUAGUCUCAAACCAUUGGGCUCUUAUAUUAGUGACUUCCUGCAACGUAUCAAGUUCCUACAGGAUUGGAUGGACAGCGGGAAACCUCCGUUAUUCUGGCUAUCUGGUUUCUACUUCACUCAGGCGUUUCUCACUGGGGCCAUGCAGAACUUUGCCCGCAAGUACACGAUUCCCAUAGACAAGUUAGCGUUUGAGUUUGAGGUAUUGAGUGUUGAUGAGUGUGACGAGCCCCCAGUGGACGGUGUGCAUGUCAACGGUCUCUAUCUGGAUGGGGCAAGAUGGGACAGAGAUAGAGGUGUGCUGUCAGAACAGAAGCCAAAGGUCCUGUAUGAUAUGAUGCCUGUCAUCUGGCUCAAACCAGCUAAGAAGGUUGAUAUCCAGGACAAGGGCGACUACGUGUGUCCCCUCUAUAAGACAUCAGCACGAUGUGGGACACUCUCCACCACCGGACACUCUACUAACUAUGUGCUGCCCAUACAUCUCCCCACGGACAAGCCUGUCAAAUACUGGGUCCUCAGAGGCACAGCUCUGCUCUGCCAACUUGACGAUUGAGAGAAACUUUUUAAAACUGUAUCUAUUAUUUGUGUUGUGUAUGAUAUACAUGAGAGAUUAUUAUGAAUAACGAUAA